Pleuronectes platessa (European plaice) is the source of this 1032-nucleotide messenger RNA. RefSeq lists its product as uncharacterized. The transcript is spliced from 2 exons. The record is from RefSeq and is a predicted model, not a curated record. The coding region runs from base 229 to 777 and encodes 182 amino acids. NCBI's taxonomy places the organism in Eukaryota, Metazoa, Chordata, Actinopteri, Pleuronectiformes, Pleuronectidae.
CAAACACACUGCUUCCUCUUUCAUCACAAACAGAGAGUGAAACGAGCUUUACGUCUGGUCAAAAUGACGAGUGGGCUUCUUUCAUCCGACACAGACAAGACAGAUAGAAGUCACCCACAGGGCCGAGCCGUUCUUUCAUCUGCAGCCGAAAGCACGAGGCUGUUACACUCGAAUUUGUUCCUGACAUUCCCAACUAGCAGAUAACCUUGACGUGGCCACGGUAACGAGAUGCAGCACUUGUUUUAUGUCACGUUGCUGUUGUCGCUCAUUCUGACCUCGUCUCUCAAAACCCUGGACUCGGACCAAGAGCUGCAGGACAGCGGCUUUGGCCAACCACCGCCUCGCCACGGCCUCAAGCUGCUGGUGUGGUACGUUCAGAAAUGCCUGGACAACAACAUGGUGGCUCUGUGUGACCCCACAAAGGGAGUGUAUGGGUUCCAUGAGUUUGAUAACCGAGGACCCAGGCACCUGCUUCCAGUGAUAAGGGAUAAACAGCAGUACGGGUACCACACUGUCGGUAACCUCCAUUCUCAUCAUGCUGAGGACCUACCGUAUGAAGUCAGGAAGUACUACAACCGCAGUGACCCUAAAAGUAACAUGGACAGAGUUCUGGUCCGAUACAACACCAACAACAAGCACAUCGACCAGAUCUACGCCUCUGCACAUUACGAUCCAAAAGAGACGUACAUCAUUGGGCCCAAGCUGUUUGCUUAUCUUCGACACCCAUCUACCAUCACUGAAGUAGUCCCCUGCAAAUCCAAUAUGAGAUCACUUUAAAAGCUUUGGGAUUCUUCAAACAUUUCAAACAAUCUUGAAUGAUAUAUGUUGUAUUUGGCUGCUGCUUCUUCUUUGUAGACUUGAAAAAAUACUUUGAUGAGCUUAUUCUGAGUCUUUUUUGACAUUGGUAUUCAAACUGUGGUUCUGUUAAUUGCUGAGAAAGAACAUUUUCCCCUGUUGAUGCUGCCAAGUGCAGUUUGCUUUGACAAUAUUGUUAUUCUAUGAUCAUGAUAAUAAAGUCUCUUUGAAUCUGAA